UACCGCCGCUGCACUUCGCUCUGGCUUCACAUUACCGACUGAUUACGAACGGGAACGCUCAUAAUCCCGAGUCAUGCUUCCCGGGGUCGGUGUGUUCGGCACUAGCCUGACUGCCAGAGUCAUCAUACCGCUGCUGAAGAACGAGGGCUUCGCCGUCAAAGCUCUGUGGGGCCGCACGCAGGAGGAGGCGGAGGAACUGGCCAAGGAAAUGAACGUUCCCUUCUACACCAACCGCAUCGACGACGUGCUGCUGCAUCAGGACGUGGAUCUGGUCUGCAUCAACCUGCCGCCGCCGCUCACCAGACAGAUCGCUGUCAAAACCCUGGGUAUUGGAAAGAAUGUCAUAUGUGACAGAACCGCCACACCUCUGGAUGCCUUCCGGAUGAUGUCAGCAGCCCAGUACUACCCCAAGUUGCUGAGCAUUAUGGGAAAUGUGCUACGUUUUUUGCCGGCGUUUGUUCGAAUGAAGGAGCUCUUAGAGGAAGGGUACAUCGGGGAGCUGCUGGUCUGCGAGGCCCAGGUCCACAGUGGAAGUCUCCUGGGGAAGAAAUACAACUGGAGCUGUGAUGACCUGAUGGGAGGCGGCGGCCUGCACUCGGUUGGAAGUUACAUCAUCGACCUGCUUACGUUUCUGACGGGACAGCGUGCGGCCAAAGUCCAUGGAUUCCUGAAGACCUUUGUCAAACAGACGGACCACAUCCGGGGCAUCCGUCAGAUCACCAGUGAUGACUUCUGCACAUUCCAGAUGGUACUGGAGGGAGGGGCUUGCUGCACAGUGACGCUCAACUUCAACGUUCCUGGAGAGUUUCGCCAGGAGGUGAUCGUGGUGGGGACAGUUGGACGGCUAAUGGUCACAGGGACGGACCUGUACGGACAGAAGAACAGCGGGGGUGGAGGAAGUGGUGGUGGCCCCGAAUUGCUGCUCAAGGACACCACGCCUCUUGAGAAGGCUUCUUUACCGGAGAAGGCCUUCAGUGACAUUCCGGCCCCUUAUCUCACUGGGACAAUCCGCAUGAUCCAAGCUGUGCGGCAGGCCUUUCAGGACCAAGAUGACCGGCGGACUUGGGACGGGAGGCCUCUGACGAUGGCUGCCACCUUUGAGGACUGCCUCUAUGCGCUCUGUGUGGUGGACACCAUCAAGAAAUCCAACCAGUGUGGAGAGUGGCAGAACAUUGUGGUGAUGACGGAGGAACCAGAGGUCAGCCCAGCAUAUUUAAUCAGUGAGGCUAUGCGGCGGAGUAGGAUGUCCCUUUACUGUUAGCAUCCAGCUCACAUUUAAAACUGCAGGUGCUGCUGAAAAAGCCACAGUAUGGUUGGAUCCUUCUUUUUUUUUUUCAUAUCGCGACAGAGUUCAAUUCUUUGAUGAAUCACUGGUUUAUUUUGAGACUGUCAAGUAAGUCUCUGUUGUUACAGUUACACCACUUCCUUAUUUAUGAGGAAGUCCUCGUCCUCGAGUCUUUCUGAGGAGACUAAUAUUUGCAGAUGUUUCUUGAAAGACAAGACACAGUCGGAUCAGGGAGAGUAAAAUGAACGUGUCGGUAUUGUUGUCACCUCUGCUCCUGUUCACGACUGGGUCUGGACGUCAACACCUUACACUGUGGGUCCAAACAAGGACAGCCAAGGAAGAAUGACAGUACUCUCCAAACUGUGCCGCGUCAUUGUUGCUAUAAUCUGAAAUACCUGCUAGUUUCAUCACGUGAAUGUUUAAAAAAGAAAAUGCUUGAUGUCUGCUCUGUAUGCUUCUUUUGUUUGUGUGAAACAAGGGAAAAGAUCCAUAGUUUGGCUGGUGGGAGGUCGCAGAGGUUAACCCUCUGCUUUAUGUAUGCAAUGUUAUAUUCAAGUCUUUGAUUAAUCUUCCAGCCAGGAUUCCAGGGUAAAAGUGCCCAUUCAGAACUGGUAUUAACAUCCAUCCUAAGUGAUCCAAUCACAUCCAGAUCACGCUAAGUACAGGCCUAAACGUCUGUCCGUUUUUUUUUUUACACUAAUCAGUCAUACGUUGCUUUAUUUGCAUCCAUGGCCACAAUAUUAACACUUUUUUUUCCCGAGACGAGCUUUGCUUCACUCAUCUCCUUCACAAUUUGGUGCAGUCAAAAACUUCAUUUUAUCAUUAUUGUUUCAUAGGAUCUGUAUUUGAAUAAAGGGGCGGGGGAGGACACUAUGUCCGAGUUCAUGUUUAAAUGCCAGGUGUGAACAGUUCUACUUAAGCCCAUCUACAUUACAUAUAGGUCUGAACUCGGCCUAUAGCAUGUAUGCACGUGUUGUGUCAUGUCUUGAUGCAGUUACAGCGGACUGUGAAUCCGUUAGUCAUACACCUGUUUGAGAGUUUUAUGCUUUGUUUGUCCUUGUGAAGCAUAGCCACGCAAUAUUUAGACUGAAAAGUGAUAACUCCUUGCAGGUUGCAAGUAAAUACUAAAACACGUGGCAGUUUUAUCCUCAUAUUGCAAUACAACAAAGUUUCCUGCUGCUGGAGGCUGGUGUCAUUUAGUGUGUGGCAUGCAUUAGAAAUAUACUUUAACAUGCAAAGUGACAUGCUGACGUAUCAAUGUGUAGUGCAUGUAAGACUGGGAAUUUGCAGGCAGUUAAAGGAAUGGUUCAACAUUUCUUUGACUUGCAGACACGCGUUAAAUGCUGUAGCUGGUGUUAUUCUUAAUGUCAGUGUCAAAAAAUCCCGUUAAAAGUAAACCAAUGUUUAAAGUCAGGACUUUCUGACUUUGAUCAAAGAUGGAGGCUGCAGCAAAUCACUGUUUUUUUUAAAGACCAAUGGGUGACAUCUGUGUUUAAUGUGAGCAAUGUCGCUGGAGAAACCCGUGUUUUCACUGCCACGACUGUGCACCAUGUCCUUAUUUUCUUUAUACAUGCAGUACACUUGCAGCCUCACGUCCAUGAAUACUAGGGAUGUCCCGAUACAACCUUUUCACUUCCGAUACGAUACCGAUAUUGCAGCCUUGAGUAUUGGCCGAUACCGAUAUCAAUCCGAUAUCAGCAUGAAUCAUAAAUACUUUAAUGACUCAUUUUGUAGUGUGGAAUGUUAGAAUAGGCUUGAUCAAGUGAUAUUACUUAAACAGAGAACAAUAGUCAGCAACAGUAGGUAUGAGAAAAACUGACCAUUUAUUAGUAACCAAUGGGUUACAUCAAUUUUAACCUUCAACGUGAGAAUAUUUGA
This is a messenger RNA of Solea solea (common sole), 3163 nucleotides long. It is a transcript of the gene gfod1, whose product is annotated as glucose-fructose oxidoreductase domain containing 1. The transcript is spliced from 3 exons. Gene Ontology annotation, molecular function: nucleotide binding. The record is from RefSeq and is a predicted model, not a curated record. Lineage: Eukaryota; Metazoa; Chordata; Actinopteri; Pleuronectiformes; Soleidae. Bases 74 to 1261 code for a protein of 395 amino acids.